AUGGGACUUCCUUCCACUAUCGGAGGGCCAUCUUGUUCUGUUCCGCUAGUGCCAGAAGACCUGAAAUUUUCCUCCUCUUUUGCCUGGGGCAUCUUCGAUCUUAUUGUCUUCAGCCGCACUUUUCGGAACCAUGUGAAAAACCCUACCCGACAUCAUCUAGGGUUUUUAUUUUGGGGGAAUCUUCGCUACUGGAGAUCCAUCGACACGUUUUCUAUCGGGGACCUCUUUCCGAACAGAGACCCUUUUUCCAUCAUAGGGAUUCUUACGUCAUCGGUUUUGUAGCCUCCCUCGCCCAUUUUAAAUUAGUUAGUCAAUAAGCUUUCGCAUUAAGGGAUAUCUCUUAGUUUGGCUGGCUUAAAUUUUUGUUGUUAGCCGUUAGUAGAUCUAAUAAAAUGUAAUGAUGUUAA
Molecule: messenger RNA, 407 nt
Organism: Acanthoscelides obtectus
Lineage: Eukaryota; Metazoa; Arthropoda; Insecta; Coleoptera; Chrysomelidae
Source: the annotation of a GenBank genome assembly